This is a messenger RNA of Neoarius graeffei (lesser salmon catfish), 1816 nucleotides long. RefSeq lists its product as uncharacterized. Bases 242 to 1588 code for a protein of 448 amino acids. The record is from RefSeq and is a predicted model, not a curated record. Lineage: Eukaryota; Metazoa; Chordata; Actinopteri; Siluriformes; Ariidae. The transcript is spliced from 10 exons.
AAGUACGCUAGUGUGCGGUAUUGGUAAAAGACAGGAAAUAUUUAGUCAGCUUCUGAUAGCUGUAGCAGGAUAUACGUUAUUAUAAACAAUGUAAAUGAGUUAAAACAGCUUACAUGCUGAUUUAAGGCGCUGUUUUUCAAAUAUUGUGAUUUUACGGUGUGUUUACCAGAUAUGAGUGAAGUUUCGCUUCCUGGCGGCUGAUUUGAAGCGGACACUUUGAGGCGUCAAACCGGAGUUAAUCAUGUGUGCACUUGUGGAUAAGGCGAUUGAACUCUGCAGAGCAGAGGAGCUAAAACUCAGCGAAAAUAUCCGACAAUAUAAAGACAUUUUACGCUCCAUGAAAAUGCGGGUGAAUGACGGCAGUGAAGCAGAAACGCCGACCAGUGUGAAAGAUAAUGACAUUUCUCUGAAAGAGAGACAAGAGGUUGAGCUCCUAGAACAGGCUCUGAAAAAGGCUUGGAAAAUCCGCAGCAGCUUUGCAGUUGAAGCAAAUUCCCACGAAAAACCAUGUUCAAGUGGCAGUACUUGUAAAGCUUCUGCUGUUAAAGGCGAUAAAAGAAACCCACAAAAAUCAUCAUCACCCUCUGAGGUGAAAGGAAGCCGUCAGUGUGUAGGACUGUUAAAAAGCACUACUGGCCGUGGAGAUGUUGCUACACGCCAGGUUCUGGACAAGAUGGUGCCAUCAGCUCAGCACGCCAUCAGAGGGAAGCAGUCGGAUAUGAAACGUUUUUCAAUGAAAAAAUCCAUAGGAGUCGAUGUCGAAAUAAAGCCCUGUCACAUGACCAGUUAUUCUCCAGAAUUGGACAGAAGGAUGAUGACCUCUCAUUCAGAUCAGGAGUUAAUCGUGCAAAGUGAAGCAUCAGCUCCUAAGGAGCAUUGGGUGCCCUCUCCUUCCUUACCACAGUGGCAAGCACAGCAGGCCAAAAAGAACAAACUGUGGAAUAAAGUUUUGACCAGACAUUCUAAACCUGUACCAGAGAGAGACCACUUUAAGAAGAGACUUAUUAAUACUUUUCCCCCAGAAUGGGCUUCUGUCCACAUAGCAGCCAUGGAAGCAGAACUAGGUGGCCUUACACAGCUCGGACUUAACCUGACUCACUGCUAUACUGCUCAGCUCCAAAGCCACCAACUGGGAUGGAGUCCAGGUAAACCAUCAACAGAGAAGGAAUAUGAAUCUCUGCUAAUGUUGGCAGGCCUUGAGAAAAUGAUGGUGCAGGUCAAGAAGGAAGCUGAUCGCCUCAAAAAAGAUUGGGAGAGGAAGAUGGCAUGGUGGCACGGGGCAUUGUGUCCAUUACGCAGCAAGUUUGAGUGGUGCGACUCGGAGCAACCUUGCAUACCCCCUAUACUGGCCUAUAGCAGCGAAGGUGAGCUGGAAGAUCUGUAUAAUCUGAGACGACACGUGGCUCAGUUGAAGCUGGAGAUCCGCAUGCACCAGGCCAUGUGUGAUGCACUUCUAGAUCUGACCUCCUGUGAGUCCUCAUCUGGGCGCCCCAGUGCUCAUGUACUACGUGGUGUGUAUUCGCUCCUGGGAGAAGGAGGCGCUCAGUUUCCCAGCCUGGUUUUGGACAUUGAUUCAGCUCAAACAUAAAGAAACAUAACAUUAAUUUUCUGAUGAAAUGGACAAUGUGAUGAAACUGGUCUGAUGUAGGCCCCUGGUAACUGUUUGGGUACUGUCCUCCUAAACCGGAGAUGAACAGAAUUUUUUUUUUUUUUGUGUGUGUGUGUGUUUUGACAGAUGUUUGCUCAAAUGCCUAUAUAUUGGGAGCCAAAAUCCUGGAGCUGCUUGGAUGUAGCAGAAAUAAAGCUGCCAACUUGC